AUGGACAUACCAAGAAUACAAGAACACCCACCAGUUUUUCAACUUGCUAACACUGCACACAUUAAUCGGUGUUUUCAAGCAUUGAAGCAAAAUCCGGCAUGGCCAUUCGAGUAUGUUGGAUUCGAUACGGAAACCACAGUAUUUCGUAAAGAAAAUCAUCGAGUAGUCUCAAUGAUACAAAUUGCAACACGCGAAUUAUGUCUUCUUUUUCAAGUUUACCGAAUCACGCGAGGAGACCGAACAAAAUUUCCGCGUCAACUAGCUAACUUUCUCGAUGACCAAAAAAUCCUAAAAGUCGGCGUGAAUGCAAGUGGUGACGCUGACUGGCUUCACGAAUCUUACAAGAUUCGGUGCCGUGGUACAGUCGAUUUAGAGAUGUUGGCGCAAGAAAAAGGGUUACCUAAAUUAUCACUAAGCGAAUUGACGCUGAUGUAUGGUGACCCUGGUCUGGUGCUGGAUAAAUCUAAAAAUUUGAUAAGAAAAUGGAAUUUUGAUGCAGUGCAGUUGGACAAUAGGUUGGUUCAGUAUGCGGCUGCGGAUGCGUUCGCAGGAUAUCAGAUUUAUUGUAAUAUGUUGGCAGAUAGACUAAAUCCUGAGUAUAAGACUUGGGCUGAGCGGUAUCCCAUGACCAGGGAAGAAGAGGAGCAAGAAAUACAUGAAUUGAUUUUGAGACAAUUUAAAAAAGGCAGGCCAAUCAAAUUGUUUAAACUGCUUAAUGCAAUUCAAUACGGAUACAGUCGUUGGCUUAAAACUAUUCCGGAUGGUGAAACUCGACGUCAAGAAUCAAAAAACACCAUACAAAAAUUCAUUUCUCAAGGCCUUAUUCUUUUAGCUCCAGAAGAAGAUGAAGACGAAUCCAGCACCAUCAAUAAUCAAGAACAAAACACCAAAUCAGAAAUAUCAGCAGCAACAACACCAUCACCAUCACCACCAUCCACAUCGCAAGAGGUCUCAGUCUACGACCCCAAUUCAAAUAGCCUAUUAUCACUAGAAAUUUCGGUAAUGUUGCCUGGUGUACCAUUAGAUACGUUGAUAAGCUUUGAGAAUGCGAUCCCGUUUUUUGAAUCAAAAGGACUAUUAUCAAAUCACCGAUUACUCUUGCAAGAAAUUGUACAAUUCUUGGAGAAACCUAUCCGUCGUAAAGUUCUGUUACAGAAUUACCAGAACAGUGAGACGGCUGUGUUAUUCAAAGACAAGUUGGAAACAUCAGCAUCAGCUUCAAAUACUACUCUUAACAAAAAAUUCCUUCUGGAAGUCGAAGAGUUGGUUCGGUUGAAAGCUUUGGUAGCCCCACCUAAUGAUAACAAAGGCAAUAUUUAUUUUAAUCCGCAAUGGGAGAAAGAAUUGGAGCAAAUUUAUAAUGGCCCAAUUAAAAAUUCAUAA
Messenger RNA from Ambispora leptoticha, 1383 nucleotides. The record is from the annotation of a GenBank genome assembly. Lineage: Eukaryota; Fungi; Glomeromycota; Glomeromycetes; Archaeosporales; Ambisporaceae.